Molecule: messenger RNA, 9011 nt
Organism: Salvelinus namaycush (lake trout)
Lineage: Eukaryota; Metazoa; Chordata; Actinopteri; Salmoniformes; Salmonidae
Gene: atm
Product: ATM serine/threonine kinase
Exons: 60
Coding region: 138-9011 (2957 amino acids)
Biological process (GO): DNA repair
Molecular function (GO): protein serine/threonine kinase activity; protein binding
Source: RefSeq, a predicted model, not a curated record
GCGUGCGCACGUCAACAUGUCAAAAUCCCUUCUAUCUUUGGUGGAAGUUUCACUUUAUAUGAGGAGAAAAAACAUCAAGAGAUGCAUACCCCCCCCCAAAUCUGUUGAUGGAACCUGAUACACGACCCUAGAGCAUCAUGAGCUUGGUCCUACACGAGCUCCUGGUCUGCUGCAGAGGUUUAGAGAAUGACAAAGCAACUGAGAGAAAGAAAGAGGCUGAUCGCUUCAGACAGCUCAUCCGGUCUCCUGACACAGUGGAGGAGCUGGAUCGCAUUUCUGGAACCAGAGCUGCUAAAAGUUCCAAGCAGCUCACCUGGAAUGCAGUCUUCAGGUUUCUGCAGAAGUAUCUGCAGAAAGAGACUGAGCUGCUCCAGUCAGGGAAAGCCAACGUGUCAGCCACCACACAGGCUAACCGUCAGAAGAAGAUGCAGGAGAUCAGCAGCCUGGUCAAAUACUUCAUCCGCUGUGCCAACAAGAGAGGGCCUCGGCUGAAUUGUGGUGAGCUCCUGAAUCAUGUGAUGGAGAUUCUGCGGAGCUCAUUCAGCUGCUCGGCCUAUGGGGAGGACUACAGCAGCAUCCUGCUCAAGAACAUCCUGUCUGUCCGCAAGUACUGGUGUGAGAUCACCCAGCAGCAGUGGCACAAUUUGCUGGAUCUGUAUUGUGGCCUUUUCACUGGUUCCUCCAAGGCCAUAAAUCGUGUGCUUGUGAGCAGGAUCAUCCACACUGCAGUCCAGGGCUGCUGUCUGCAGACUGAGGGCUUCAGCCAUACACUCUUCAGCUUCUUCUCCAGAGCACUGCUCAAUGCCAGGCAGGAGAGACACUUGGCAGUGGUGGAGCACUUGGUCUCUGCUCUGAACGUCUUCCUGAGGUCUGCUGCCAUGAACUGCCGUAUCAGGGUGUGUCGGCUGGGUGAGGAGCUCCUGCCCUCUGUGCUCUAUGUGUGGACACAGAUGAGGCCCAGCACCACUCUCAAAGAGGAGAUAGUAGAGUUCUUCAACCUACAGCUCUGUGUACAUCAUCCUAAAGGAUCAACGACACAAGACACAGGAGCCUACGCUGAGGACUGGGUCAAAUGGCAGAGUCUACUCUAUAACCUGUAUGAUGCCCUGGUGAGUGAGAUCAGCCAGAUUGGGAGCCGGGGGAAAUAUGCCACAGGGUCGCGCCACAUCGCUGUGAAGGAGAACCUUAUGGAGCUAACUGCAGAAAUCUGCCAUCAGCUCUUUAGCGAGGAUUGUAACCUCCAGAUUCUGGAGGUGACUCAGGCCCACCUCAGAGCCACCCAGAGAGGCAGUCCACACGGCACGCCCAGCAAGCGUAGACGCAUCGAGCUGGGCUGGGAGGUUCUCCGAGACCACCUGCAGCCACACCAUAGUGACUUUGACAUCAUACCAUGGUUACAGAUCACAUCAGUGUUGACCUCUAAGUACCCCUCCAUGGUGCCUGGCCAGGAGCUGGUUCCUCUGCUGUCCGUCCUGUGCCAGCUGCUGGGGGAGCAGCGGCGGGGUGACAGGGGGCCCUACGUGCUGCGCUGCCUGAGGGAGGUGGCUCGCUGCCAGGCCACACACCCAGAGAGGGCCCAAUCCUACAGGGUUGAACUGGGCAGGCUGUGGGGCCGUGUCUGGGCCCUGGCUCUACGGGGGGUCAGCUCCCCCCAGACUGAGGCCCUCAGUCUGGCCCUGCUGUCCACCAUCCUCCAGGGAGCCUUCAUUCCCAUUGACAGAGAGCUCUGGAAGCUCUUCUCUGGCUCGGCCUGCAAGCCCUCUGAUGCUGCUGCUCUGUGUUUGGCCCAGGCCCUUCUCAAGUGUCCUGUUCUUAAGAGCCUGGGCACUGGGUGGGACCAUGCAGGGGCUGUGGAGGGGGUCGGGCCACCCAGCCUCAAGGAGAACAUCAUGAGCUGGCUGCUGAUGAACGAACAGAGUGAAGAGGCAGAGGAGAGCUCAAGACCACACCCCAUCAUCUGCAGGGAUUUUCCUCAUAACCUAAUCCCCAGAAUCCUUGUGCCUUUGACCCUCAAAGACACCCGAGCUGGCAUUAUGUUUCUCCUUGGAGCAAAGGGACUUGAGAGUGCUGUGAUGCAAGAUCAAACACAAGUGGAAGUUAAAGGUGCCCUGAGUGAGAUUGAGAGCAUGUACCUGCAGUUCAGCUUUGACGAGAUGCCCUCUAACCCCAUGGUGAAAGAGAUGGUGUCCUCAGCCGGCACCCAGCUCACUGUUGUCCCCAGCCUAAAACACAAGCUGGAGCAGGGCCUCUUGUCUGUGGCUGACCACCUACUCAACUGCUACUCCCCAGAUUCUCAGACCACACCACCAGAAUGCCUGGUUCGUUGUUCAAGUCUCCUUACUGGCGUUUUAGCAGGAUAUGUCUCUACUGGUCUCCUGACUGAGGAAGAAGCCUGCCAUUCCCAACUCUUCCUAAAGGCCAAGGCACUGGUUCAGGAUUUUAGUGAGUACAUAUCUAAUGUGAAGGUGAAGAUGGCAGAGGAUGGGACAAUGACCACACUCAGGUCUGUCAUGCGGCUGUGCACACAGUGUGUCAACAGAGGGGUUAAGGACAGUAUGAGCUCUGUCUCUUGCAACUUGUUCAUGAAGAUUUUCCCUGCGAGACUUUUGACUGAACUGGCAGAAAUAUGCAAACUGUUGCUGAACAGCUCCUGUAAGAGAGGCAGUGUGGGGAUUGAGGAGGAGACCACAGAUGAGGACUGGGACAUGACGAGGACACAGGCUGACCAGCAGGAGGACAUUGACCUGUUUGAUGAUGGAGACGAACCACAGACCAGCACAUCUAAGGGGACUCACAGACAGAAUGUGGACCCCAAUGACACCCAGUGUGGUCCUGAUGCUAAAAGCCUACUGGCUGAGGAGCAUUUGGCCCAGCAGGAUUUAGCCAUCUUGGCCAGUCUGGAGUUCCUGUCCCUGUGUGUAUCGGCUGAGUUUAUCCACGGGCUCUCUUUCAAACCAGUGGAGGUCCGCCGCAAGUUACUACUGCUGCUGGAGCAGAUAGACUGCACCAAGCCACUACACCUCAACAUGUACCUGGUCCUUCUGAAGAAACUACCUGCUGAGGACACAUCGCUGGCAGCUGAAGAGUUUGACUCACUCCUCAGCCCUCUGGCGGAUCUUUGCUCAUUGUACCGCCAGGACCAGGAGAUCUGUGCUGCAGUGCUGCUGGGUCUGCUACCGUCUAUCCGUAGUCUGGGCCGUACUCAGGACCAGCAUAAUGACAUGAGACACGUCCAGGGAGCUCUGCUCCAAGUGGUCUCUGGAUUCUGCAUUUUGGGCAGAACGGGGAAAUGCACAGCAAUUGUAAAGGUGGCAUUAAUUCACUGUCUACUGGCUCUACUGGAGGCUGACCCUUGCUGUAAGUGGGCGGUCCUUACCCUGAGGGAGGAGGAGCUUCCAGUGUCCGUCAUCCUCCCGUCCCACCUGUCCGACUCUCACCAUCACGUACGAAUGCUUGCAGCCAUGACAGUGGAAAGGCUGUUCUUGGAGAUGACACCAGACAGCUUGGAGAAGAGAAAGAUGCUUCCUCUGAAAUGCCAGCAGACAGCCUUUGAGAACAUCUACCUGAAAGCCCAAGAAGGGAUGAGGGUCCAGAAGAACAGCUCUCCUGAAGACCUGAGUGACGAGACCUUUAACCGCAAGGCCACGCUGCUGAAGAGUGUGUCGGUGGUGCUGUGCUGCAGCCCCGUCUGUGAGAAACAGUCCCUCUUCGCCCUCUUCCAGUCCUACAAGGAGAACAACAUAGAGGAGCCGCUCAUCAAAAAGGUCCUGGGCAGUGUGUCCAGAGCUCUGGGCUACAGGAGUGUGGAGGCAUUUGUCAGCUCUCACCUGGAUUACCUGGUGGCAGAGUGGCUGGGCCAGCAUGGCUACACUCUGGAGUCCUUCCCAUACACUCUGCUCAACCACGCCACUCUCAAGGACUUCUACAGCUCCUCCUAUCAGGUCCUUAUCCCACACCUGGUCUUCCUGGAUGACUUUAAGCAGGUGAAGUCCAUCAGCACCCACCUGGGUAAGGACUGGAAGAAGCUGCUGGCCAACUGCUUCCCUAAGAUCAUGGUUAACAUCCUGCCCUACUUUGCCGUGUCGGGCCAGGAUGCCCAAGUGGCCCAGCAGAGAGAGAAGGCCCACAGGGUCUAUGACCUACUCAAGGACAGCAACUGCCUGGGCAAACCGCAAAUCGACAGCCUGAUUCACAGUAACCUGUCAGACAUUGUGGUGGAGCUGUUGAUGACCCUGUAUGAAGGGGCUGCUACUGAGGAGGGGGGCAGAGGGGACCUGAGAAGGUUCAUAGGGGAACUGGACCCAGCCCCAAACCCACCCUAUUUCAGCUCCUAUGUCAUAAAAGCCACACUGGACUAUCUCAGCUCGUGUCACAGUGCCAAUCUCAAGUCCCUGGUGGCCAUUUUAUCCAAGACUCCGAUCUCCAUCCAGAGGAUCUUACUGGCGGUGUGUCAGAAGGCAGCUGAGACGAUCAAUGCCUACGAGAGGCACCGCAUCCUGCUGAUCUACUACCUGUUUGUCAGCCUGCUGCUCAAGGAGGUCAAGGACGGCCUGGGGGGAGCCUGGGCCUUCGUCCUCCGAGACAUAAUUUACACACUCAUCCACCACAUCAACAGCAGGCCGGCCCAGUUGGACGAGGUGUCCAGCCGUAGUUUCUCCCUGUGUUGUGACCUACUGACCUCUGUGUGUCGCACGGCCGUGCAGUUCUGUGACGAUGCUGUGGAGAGCCACCUCCAGGUCAUUGUUGGUACUCUCACUGCCCAGGUGACAAACCAACUUGCUAUCUCACAGCAGGUGCUCAGUCUGUUGAAGUUCCUGGUCGUAGAGAGUCAGGACAAGCUGAAGAGUGCCAUCCAGAAGUUAGAGCCCUUCCCAGACCGACCUGAGUUCAGAGAGCUGAGGGCCGUGCAGCACACACUGAAGUACAGCACAGGGAAAUUCACUCUCAGACAGGAGAUAGCCCACUUCCUGUCUGUGGCUUCCUGUGACUCCCUGCCUCUGACCAGACUGGAGGGGCUGAAGGACCUGAGGAGACAGCUCCACAACAACAAGAGCCAGAUCAGACCGCUGCUGAGAGAGUGCCUCGCGGACCCUGAAGAGAGUGUGUUGGUGCUGCUGGUCCUUAACCUACUACAGCUCUGUAAGCUAGCAGCCAAUCACCCUGGAGGAAGAGACAUCUUAGAGGCUGCAGGGAGCUGUCUGGGAGAGCUGGGGCCUGUGGAUUUCUCCACCAUCGCUCUACUCCAUGGGAAGGACCAGCUCAAUGCCAGAGCUGUAUCACUCUUCUCUCCAGUGGAACCACAGUGGCUCUACAUCAUCCUGAACUGCAUCAACAACGCCCUCACACACCACUGUAUUGAGGUGAGGCAAGCUGCUGUCCAGAGUCUGAAGGACAUCUUGGCCACUCAGGCUGGAGCUGACUUCUGGGAGAUCCAUAAAGACAACCGUGACCCCAUGCUGGCUUACCUCAACCCUUUUAGAUCUACCAAGAAGAAGGUGGUCGGGAUGAGUGAGGAGGUGAGCUUGGUGGCUAGGGAGCGGUUGGAGAGCCAGGACCUGUGGGUGCCUGAGGCUGGCGGCCAUAAGGCCUGGUUGAAGACGCUCUGCAUGGUUCUGCUGGACAGUGGAGGGGUCAGGAGUGAGGCUCUGCUGCUUUCCCGGCCCCUGUGUCUGGUGAAAACAGACUUCUGCCAGAGGGUGCUGCCGCUCAUCAUCCAUGACAUCCUGCUGGGGGACUCUGACGGCUCCUGGAGGAAGCUCCUCUCCACACACAUCCAGGACUUUUUCACCAGCUGUUCCAGUCGUGCCCGGGCCUCCAGCCGCUCCACCACUCCUCUCCCCUCAGACUCUGGAGAGUCGGACAUCUCCAACCAGGGUCCGUUGGAUAAGGCCUCUCUGCGCACCAUGCUCUCUGUCAUUAACUAUCUGAGGCAGCAACAAAGACCUCUAGAAUCUGAUAGUAACUUGUGUGGUACGGUGUGCCACUCUAACUUCUGGUUGGAGCUGAACUACCUGGAGGUGGCCAGGGCGGCCCAGUCCUGCUCAGCCCACUUCACAGCCCUGCUCUACUCUGAGAUCUACGUAGACAAGAUCAAGACUAACAUGGAGGAGAACCGCAGAAAUCCGGCCAGAGCGUCGCGCAGAAUCACAUUUGAUGAGAGCAGUCAGAACUUCCCCAUCUUCAGUCUGACAGAGGAGAGUGUGAAAGACACUGGUAUCAGUCUACAGGACCUACUGAUUGAGGUGUAUCGUAGUAUUGGGGAGCCAGACAGUCUGUAUGGGUGUGGAGGUGGGAAGAUGACCAGCGCUCUCACCAGGAUUCGGACCUAUGAGCAUGAGGCGAUGUGGGGAAAGGCUCUGACCUCCUACGACCUCCACUCCAAUCUUCCUGAUGGCACACGGCAAGUGGGCAUUGUGGAGGGUCUGCAGAACAUUGGUCUGAGCAGUAUCCUGGCCACCUACCUGCGGGGUCUGGAGAGUGAGGGGGUGGAGUGGGGGGCGGAGCUAAGGGAGCUCAGGUUUCAGGCCGCCUGGAGGAACAUGCAGUGGGACUGUGACCUAUCAGAGAGGAAUGAGAAAUUGAACCCUGGCUUCAACGAGUCAGUGUUCUGCUCCCUGCAGGCUUUGAGAGACAAAGAGUUUUCCACAUUCGAUCAAACUCUUAAAUAUGCCAGGGGCAAUGAGGUGGAGGAACUGUGCAGAGGCAGUCUGGAGGCAGUGUCCUCUCUCUACCCUGCUCUACGGAACCUCCAGAGGAUCAGUGAGCUGGAGAGCAUCCGACAACUCUUCUCCAAGCCCCUGACCGACGUAGGCCUGGCCGAGGUGUGUUCCCAUUGGCAGCAGCACUCCCAGCUGCUGGCGGACAGUGACUUUACGCUGGUGGAGCCCAUCCUGGCCCUGCGCUCCGUGGCCCAGGAGACCCUAAUCUCCCAGGAGAGAGACCCUGAAAAGAACAAGUACCUCAGCACUGUCCUCACCUCCCACCUCAUGGAGCUCUGCCAACUGGCCCGCGCCGCAGGAAACACACAGCUGGCAGAGCGGGCAGUUUUCCAGAUGAAGCAGCAUGGCGGAGGAGGGGCGCGGGGCUCCACAGCGUCGUCAUGGCAGCUGGAGGAGGCCCAGGUGUUUUGGGCGAAGAGAGAGCAGGGUCUUGCUCUGGGGCUACUGAGACAGAUGAUCCACACUCUGGAGGAGCAGGUUAACUUUAACCCUGCCCUGGUGCCGGUGUUCACGGAGUGCCUGAGGCUGUGUGGGAACUGGCUGGCAGAGACGUGCCUGGAGAGCCCUGGGGUCAUCCUGGAGAAGUACCUGGAGAGGGCAGUGGAGGUGAUCGAGGGCCAUGCGAUAGGUUCAGACACCAAGCUGCAGAGCCAGAGGACGCAGGCCUUCCUGUCCCUGGCCAGGUUCUCAGAUGCCCAGUAUCAGGGCAUUGAUAACUACAUGAAGUCAUCUGAGUUUGAGAACAAACAGGCUCUGCUGGAGAAGGCCAAGGAGGAGGUGGACUUGAUGAGGGAGCGCAAGGUCGGCACCAACAGGUACACAGUGAAGGUGCAGAGGGAGUUGGAGCUGGAUGAGAGGGCUCUGUCCAACCUGCAGGCUGACAGAAGGAGGUUCCUGUGUAAGGCUGUGGAGAACUACAUCCAUUGUCUGGAGCAGGGUGAGGAGCACGACACCUGGGUGUUCCGCCUGGCCUCACUGUGGCUGGAGAACGCUGACGUCAAGAUAGUCAACGACAUGAUGAAGGGAGGUGUGAACAGGAUCCCGUCCUAUAAGUUUCUGCCUCUCAUGUACCAGCUGGCUGCCCGCAUGGGGACCAAAAUGUCUGCUACAGUGGCAGAGGAUGUGGGCUUCCAUGGUGUUCUCAAUGAGCUGAUCUGCCUGUCGUGUCUGGAGCACCCUCACCACACCCUCUUCAUCAUCCUGGCUCUGGUCAACGCUAACAAGGACGAGAGCUUCUCCCGCAGCCGCCUGUCCAAGAGCACCCCGCGCCAUUCCUCCCAACUGGACCUGGAGCGGUCUGAGGUGGCCCAGAGGAUAAUGAACAAGAUCAGGAAGAAGAGAGCCCAGAUGAUCAGAGGCAUAGAGGUCCUCUGUGAUGCCUACAUCACUCUGGCCUACAUGGACGCCAGUCGACACAAGACAGAGAAAAAAGCCAUCCUCAUCCCCUCUGACCAGCCCAUCAUGCAGAUAAAGAACCUAGAUGAUGUCAUCAUUCCUACAAUGGAGAUCAAGGUGGACCCCUCGGGUAAAUAUGACAACCUGGUGACCAUCAAGUCCUUCAAGCCUCACUUUCACCUGGCCGGAGGGGUCAACCUGCCCAAGAUCAUUGACUGUGUGGGAUCAGACGGGAAGAGCAGACGACAACUGGUCAAGGGCCAGGAUGACCUGCGGCAGGAUGCUGUGAUGCAGCAGGUGUUCCACAUGUGUUCUAUGCUGCUGCAGCGCAACACUGAGACACGCAAGAGGAAACUCAACAUCCGACGCUACAAGGUGGUGCCCUUCUCCCAGCGUAGUGGGGUUCUAGAAUGGUGCUCGGGGACCGUCCCUAUAGGGGAUUUCCUCAUAGACCCACAAAAGGGCGCUCACACACGCUUCUGCCCCCAAGACUGGACCAGCAUAACCUGCCGGAAAAAGAUGAUGGAGUCUCAGAGGCUUGGUUCCGGUGGGAAGACCCAGGCUUUCAGUGAGGUGUGUCAGAACUUCCGCCCUGUCUUCCGGUACUUCUGCAUGGAGCGAUUCCUGGACCCGGCAGUGUGGCUGGAAAAACGGCUGGCCUACACUCGCAGUGUGGCCACUUCCUCCAUCGUGGGCUACAUUGUUGGACUGGGGGAUAGGCACAUUCAGAACAUCCUUAUAGACGAACAGACAGCUGAACUGGUGCAUAUUGAUUUGGGUGUAGCGUUUGAACAGGGCAAGAUUCUCCCAACUCCUGAGACUGUUCCCUUCAGGCUAUCCAGAGAUAUUGUGGAUGGGAUGGGCAUAACGGGGGUGGAGGGCGUUUUCAGAAGGUGA